UUGUCAUUAAAAAAAGAAAAUGUAACGAUGACCUUAAAAAAACAUUUAUGAUAAUGAUUGCUACACAGGGCAUAGACACUCCACAGCUAUAAUUAUAAAUCCACUCAUCUCUUUCUUUACUUACUGUGCCCAAGUCAUUUCACAAUCCACAUACAUACAUAUAAAGAUGGAUAGAGUUCGACUUCACAUUGAAACAAACAUAGCAAUUAACUAGUAUUUACAAAUUGAAUGUAAAUUCAUGAUCAUACUUGGAACAAAAAGUUGGAAAAAAAAAUGAACAAUCAAACCAAACCUGCAAACUGAAGAAGGCAGACAAGAAUCAAAUAUUUUUUUUUUCUGUAAGGACAGACAAAUUAACUCAUCUCAUUCUUUACUUACUGUGCCCAAGUCAUUUCACAAUCCACAUACAUAUAAAGAUAGAUAGAGUCCGACUUCACAUUAAAACAGGCAUAUAUCUACAGUAUAUUUACAAAUUGAAUAGAAAUUCAUGAUCAUACUUGCAACAAGAAGUUGGAAAAAAUUGAACAAUCAAACCAAACGUGCAAAUCGAAGAAGGCAGACAAGAAUCAAAUUUUUUUUUUUUUCAAGGACAGACAAGAAUCAAUUGAAUAUAACAAAAAAAAAAGUAGGAAAAAAGGAAGCAAUAAACCCAAGACAAAAUCAAAUACCUUGAUUACGAUAAUGCCUUUUGUUUUCUCUUUGUCUUUUUCGUUUUUCUUUCCUUUUCUUGUUUCCAGCCAUGGUUGAUCUUCUUGAACAGCUUUCUUCUUUUACUAUUUUACUUGUACUGUCUUUUUUAUUACUCUUGAUUUUAUUUUUUUGAAUUUAUAAUAGUAUUGGGCAAAAGUGACCGUUAGUCAUUUUUUUAAUUCUUCUUGGUGGACUCGGCCCAAUUUAUGAGCUAAAUAUUAUAAAAGUGGGCUGGGCUUUGAGGCUGGGUCUAUAUACUGCUCCGGACAGAUACCCAAAUCAUCGUCAUCACCAAAAACCAAACCUAAUAUUCCAAUAGCCAUGAAAUCUCAGGCUCCACCUUCACAACCAUCAUCUCCGUACCAUUCCUAUGCCUCCGGGAGAACCGAUUCGAAUGUUAUCGACAUUGUCGCGGCGCUUGAGUAUCUUCAUUUUAAUAGUCUGAAGAGUGAAGAGUGUGUUACCCUGGAUAGGCUUGCUCCUUCUGUUGACCCAUCAUUGGCUAUCAAGUUCUAUGAGAGAACUCCUAAACAACAGGCAUUACUGGGCUACCUUGCGAAUCCAUCACAAUUGGAAAAGCAUGCUGGCGAAGCUCCUGCUGAAGGAACAAACAAUGGCGUUGCUAAUGAAACUAUAGAACCACAUGGAUCAGUUGGGGCAAGAGCUGGUCGUCGAGCCAUUGCUCAGUGUGCUGGUACACAGAUCUCUGAUGCUUUGUUUCGGUACUCUGCACCAGAAGAGGUGAUGACAUUUCCAUCAACAUGUGGAACCUGUGCUGCCAGUUGCGGAACCCAGAUGUUUGUAACCAAGAUCCCAUACUUUCAAGAAGUAAUUGUCAUGGCAUCUACUUGCGACGCUUGUGGUUACCGCAAUUCUGAGUUGAAGGCUGGUGGUUGUAUUCCUGCAAAAGGGAAGAAAGUUAUAGUUUCUGUGAAAAACAUUAAAGAUCUAAGCCGUGAUGUAAUUAAGGCAUGCUACACUAUUAGCUACUGGUGGAGCUUGAGUACUCUCCGGAUUGAGAUAUCAACUCUGUUUUCUCAGCAUGUGUAAUUGGUUCAAUAUAGCAUCUUAUGGUGGACUGGUCAGUGUCAGAGAUAUUUAUCAGCCUGUGAUGCUUUUAAAACAGUUAUUUCAAGGAUCUCUUUGCUUGAAUAUCAUGUGGGACACAAAUUAAGUACAUGGCUAUUCUUUUAUCUGGAUCUGCUUGACCUGCAAAAAAUUUCAAAUCCGCAUUUCAAACUCCAAAAGUCCAAAUAUUCUUCUUUUGAGUUUUAGUAGAAUGAGGACCUUUCACCAGCUUUUAUUUUGUAUUUUAGACUUUUUGGGCAAGAGACUUGACGGUUGUGGUUUUAGUUUUCCUGGGAUGUUAUUUUAAUCUUUUGUGGAUCAGCAUGUAAAGUUUUCAUUGUAAUUUGUUCUUAAACUUAUUUGAAAACAUAUUCAAGAAAAGAUGAAUUCGCUCUUAAAUGUUGA
Daucus carota subsp. sativus is the source of this 2163-nucleotide messenger RNA. RefSeq names its product zinc finger chaperone ZPR1. The coding region runs from base 1012 to 1740 and encodes 242 amino acids. Gene Ontology annotation, molecular function: zinc ion binding. Gene Ontology annotation, cellular component: cytoplasm; nucleus. The record is from RefSeq and is a predicted model, not a curated record. Lineage: Eukaryota; Viridiplantae; Streptophyta; Magnoliopsida; Apiales; Apiaceae. The transcript has 7 exons.